Messenger RNA from Nerophis lumbriciformis (worm pipefish), 1972 nucleotides. Its product is annotated as alpha-1A adrenergic receptor-like. Gene Ontology annotation, biological process: phospholipase C-activating G protein-coupled receptor signaling pathway; adenylate cyclase-activating adrenergic receptor signaling pathway; regulation of cardiac muscle contraction. NCBI's taxonomy places the organism in Eukaryota, Metazoa, Chordata, Actinopteri, Syngnathiformes, Syngnathidae. The record is from RefSeq and is a predicted model, not a curated record. Gene Ontology annotation, cellular component: plasma membrane. Gene Ontology annotation, molecular function: alpha1-adrenergic receptor activity.
UGGACGCGUGGAUGAACUCUCGGGGAGAGUUGCAGUGACCCACGCCGGACAUGUGAAUCCUGCUAUGGAGGAGCCGUGCGGCCAACAUGACUGCGAGCACUGACGAUGUCUUGUGGAGAAAUGAGUCCGGGAUCAACUUUACCGACGGCUCGGAGGGGAACCGCAGCGCGCGGCCCGGCGGGGUCGCCCUGGGCCGGGCCGUCCCGCUCGGCUUGGUGCUGGCGGCGUUCAUCGUGUUCGCCAUCGCGGGGAACAUCCUGGUCAUCCUCUCGGUGGUGUGCAACAGGCACCUGCGCACGCCCACCAACUACUUCAUCAUCAACCUGGCCAUCGCCGACCUGCUGCUGGGCACCACGGUGCUGCCGGUGUCGGCCACCCUGGAGAUCCUCGACCGCUGGGUGUUCGGGCGGAUCUUCUGCGACAUCUGGGCGGCGCUGGACGUGCUGUGCUGCACGGCGUCCAUCAUGAGCCUGUGCGUCAUCUCCAUCGACCGCUACGUCGGCGUGAGUCACCCGCUGCAGUACCCGGGCAUCGUGACGGAGAAGCGGGCUCUGCUGGCCAUGCUGGGCGUGUGGGUGCUGUCCGUGGUCAUCUCCAUCGGGCCGCUGCUCGGCUGGAAGCAGCCGCCGUCGCCGGACGACUCGGUGUGCUUCAUCACCGAGGAGCCCUUUUACGCGCUCUUCUCCUCCCUCGGCUCCUUCUACAUCCCGCUGGUCGUCAUCCUCGCCAUGUACUGCCGGGUGUACGUGGUGGCCAAGCGGACCACCAAGAACCUGGAGGCCGGGGUGAUGCGGGAGAGGAUGGACUCGGGCGAGCUCACCCUGAGGAUCCACAAGGGCUCCCAGGUGCACGACGAGCCCGCCGGGUGCGGUCGAGGCAAGGGCCGCGGGCACCAAGCCAGAAGCUCCCUCACCGUCAAACUGCUCAAGUUCUCCCGGGAAAAGAAGGCGGCAAAAACGUUGGGAGUUGUGGUGGGCAUGUUUACACUUUGUUGGCUGCCCUUCUUCCUCGUCCUGCCCAUAGGCUCUUUCAAUGUGAACCUGCGACCACCUGAGACCCUCUUCAAAGUGAUCUUCUGGCUGGGCUACUUCAACAGCUGCCUCAAUCCCAUCAUCUACCCUUGCUACAACCGCGAGUUUAAGCACGCCUUCAUCCGCAUCCUGCGGUGUCAGUGUCACCAGCGUAAACGCCCCGGGUGGAAGGCGUAUAAUUACCGUUCCUCCACAUUCAGCUCCUCUGGACAUUCACGCAAAGGUUCUAACGACCAUACCCAAGGGGGGUGUUUGAACGGCAGUCAGCGGACUCUGCCGUCGUCAGCCAGUCCGAGCCCUAGCUACCUGAGCUACGGCCUGCCACCUUGUCCUGAGGGCGAGGCGUUGUCCACGUGGACUGCAACGGCCUCUACACCCAACAUGUUGCCCGGCAGCCCCACGGACUACAACUGGGAAUGCCUGAUCGCAGAUUCCAAGGAAGGGGAGCUGACUGAUGGCGUUUUUUCUUUCUCUUUUGGGAAGUUCAGGAAGGAAAAGGACAAGGCAGAAGUUGAACAAACGUGCACAGAACCACCUUACAAUGUCUGAGUGCAUCCACUGUAGAUUACGAGUAUUUAUGAAACAUAAAGGUUCUGUGGUUUCUUUAUAUGUUGACAACAUUAGGGGCAGAUGGUCACUGAGUAAGGAGGUUUGGUAAAGUUAAUAAAUACUCAUAAUUAAAGAUCCAUAUCUUAUCUACAGCAUCGCGUGGACAUCGGGGGUGGUACCUCUGGAUUGGCAGACCGAGGUGGUGGUUCCUCUCUUUAAGAAGGGGAACCGGAGGGUGUGUUCUAACUAUCGUGGGAUCACACUCCUCAGCCUUCCCGGUAAGGUCUAUUCGGGUGUACUGGAGAGGAGGCUACGCCGGAUAGUCGAACCUCGGAUUCAGGAGGAACAGUGUGGUUUUCGUCCUGGUCGUGGAACUGUGGACCAGCUCUAUA